ACAAAAAUUGCGAGCAAGUUUUGAGUUGCAUGUUAUCCCGCGCAUGGCAUAUGCUUCUUUUGCGCUCUCUAAUGGCCACUCCUAUGCAACUUUUCCACACCUCUUCCUUUUUGACUCAUCGCCCUGUAUCAACCCAAGUAAAAAUCUCUAGUUUCCCUCAAAAACCCAUCAACGCACCUUCUCUCAAAGAGAUUUGCGAGCAAGGAAGCCUUAAGGAAGCUUUUCAAGAAUUGACAGUUUCCUCCUGUGGCCAAAAUUUACCUGACUUUUACCCAGAUGAGACUUAUGUGCCACUUCUUGAGCUUUGUGCGAGAAAGAAUGCUCUCUCUCAGGGGCGACAAAUUCAUGCCCACUUAAUAAAGUCUUUUGCUGUCUGUGAGUCGGUGUUUCUGGGCACUAAGCUUGUCUUUAUGUAUGGUAAGUGCGGGUCACUUGAGGAUGCAGAGAGGGUGUUCGAUGGAAUGCGUCAAAGAACGAUUUUUACAUGGAAUGCUAUGAUAGGGGCUUAUGUUUAUAAUGGGGAACCCUCACGUGCUCUUGAAACCUAUUGGCAGAUGCGGGUUUUGGGAGUUCCUCUUGAUGCUUGUACUUUUCCGGGUGUGCUUAAGGCUAGUGGUGUGCUUAAAAGUAUUCAUUUUGGUGCUGAAAUACAUGGGCUGGCUAUCAAAUGCGGGUUUGAUUCUACUGUGUUUGUUGCUAAUUCGCUGGUUGCCAUGUAUGCAAAGUGUGAUGAUCUCUGUGCAGCAAGGGGGGUAUUUGACAGAAUGCCUCAGCAAAAUGAUGUUGUGUCAUGGAAUUCCAUAAUUGCGGCAUAUUCUGCUAAUGGGCAAUCCAUGGGGGCAUUGAGACUCUUUAGGGCCAUGCAAAAGGCUGGUCUUGACACAAACACUUAUACUUUUGUUGCUGCUCUUCAGGCUUGUGAGGAUGAUUCUUUUAGAAAACAGGGGAUGGAAAUUCAUGCGGCUAUUUUGAAAUCAAAUCACCAUUUUGAUGUUUUUGUGGCCAAUGCUUUAAUUGCCAUGUAUAUCAGGUGUGGGAAAAUGGCUGAGGCUGCAGCAAUUUUUGAUCAAUUGGAUGAAAAGGAUAAUGUAUCUUGGAAUUCUAUGCUUACAGGCCUUGUCCAAAAUGGUAUGUAUACUGAGGCUUUACAAUUCUUCCAUAAAUUUCAAGAUGCUGGUCGAAAACCUGACUGGGUCUUAGUAAUAAGCAUAAUUACAGCUUGUGGCCGGUUGGGUAACCUGUUGAAUGGAAAGGAGAUGCAUGCUUAUACAAUAAAACAUGGACUUGAUUCGGAUUUGCUAGUUGGAAAUACACUUAUAGAUAUGUAUUCAAAGUCUUGUUGUCUGAGUUAUAUGGCUUAUGUUUUUGAUGAGAUGCCUGAUAAAGAUUUCAUUUCAUGGACAACAAUAAUUGCUGGCUAUGCACAAAACAAUUUUGGUAAAAAGGCUUCAGAUUUAUUCCGGGAAGUGCAAUUAAGAGGCAUGGAGGUGGAUGCAAUGAUGAUAGGAAGCAUACUGCCAGUUUGCAGUUCAUUGAAAUGCAUGUCUCAAGUGAAAGAAAUUCAUGGGCACAUCUUAAGAAGAGGCAUAUCUGAUAUUGUGCUACAAAACACAAUCAUUGAUGUUUAUGGAGAGUGUGGAAACAUGGAUUAUGCUGUCCGAAUGUUUGAAUCUAUUGAAUUCAAAGAUGUUGUUUCUUGGACAAGCAUGAUAUCUGCUUAUGUCAAUAAUGGUUUUGCAAAUGAGGCUCUUCAAUUGUUCCACUUAAUGAACAAAACUAAUGUUCAACUUGAUUCUGUAGCACUGGUAACUGUGCUCUCUGCUGCUGCUAGUUUAUCUGCUUUGAAGAAAGGAAAAGAAAUCCAUGGCAUUGUUGUGCGGAAAGGCUUCAAUGUGGAGGGAUCCCUAGCUACCUCUCUUGUGGAUAUGUAUUCUCAUUGUGGAAUGUUAGAAAAUGCUUGUAAGGUAUUUAAUGCUAUUUUUAAUAAGGGCCUAGCUCUAUGGACCAGUAUGAUAAAUGCAAAUGGAAUGCAUGGCCGUGGAAGAGCAGCAAUUGAUUUAUUCAAUAAGAUGGAGGAGGAAAAAAUCAUUCCAGAUCAUGUAACCUUCUUGGCCCUUCUAUAUGCAUGCAGUCAUUCAGGUUUAACUAAUGAAGGUAGAAGAGUUUUUGAAUUAAUGAGAUAUAAGUAUCAGUUAGAGCCAUGGCCAGAGCACUAUGCUUGUCUGGUUGAUCUUCUUGGUCGUGCAAAUCAGUUGGAAGAGGCGUGUGAAUUUGUGAAAAGCAUGCAAGCUGAACCUACUGCUGAAGUCUGGUGCGCACUCCUCGGGGCUUGCCAGGUUCACUCCAACAGUGAAGUGGCUAACCUUGCAGCAAGGAAACUUUUAGAGCUGGAGCCAGAGAAUCCAGGUCACUAUGUGCUCAUAUCUAAUGUCUUUGCUGCAAGAGGAAGGUGGAAAGAUGCUGAAGAAGUGAGAAUGAGAAUGAAGGGAGGUGGUCUGAAAAAAAAUCCUGGAUGUAGUUGGAUUGAGGUGGGGAAUAAGGUUCACACUUUCAUGGCAAGAGACAAGUCUCAUCCAGAGUAUGACGAGAUUUAUCAAAAGUUGGCUCAAAUAACUGAGAUAUUAGAAAAGGACGGAGGUUAUGUUGCUCAAACGAAGUUUGUUUUGCACAAUCUUUUAGAGGAAAAUCAGAAAGUUAAGAUGCUACAUGGGCACAGUGAAAGGUUGGCAAUUGCAUAUGGUCUGCUUAAGACUCCAGGGCAAACAUCUAUUCGAAUAACAAAGAAUCUUCGUGUCUGUAGUGAUUGUCAUACUUUCUGUAAAUUAGUUUCAAAAUUCUUUAAACGAGAUCUUAUUAUCAGGGAUGCCAAUAGAUUUCACCAUUUCCAGGGUGGGGUCUGUUCCUGUGGAGAUUUCUGGUAACUGUUCCAAUUAUGUAGGUGAUCUAUCUUCUGCCUCAUUCCUCCUGCUGGCAUUAGAUUCACUCAUUAGUGAAUAAGCUACAGUUCCAUUUAUCACUGCCUGGUGCUCCUGUCAAGUCAUAUUAAUUGACUUUACGGUGAAGAAUGUGGAGGGCUGAUCUUAGCUCCUACUUACUAGUUUUCUGAGGUAGAGCAACAUCUCAACAUAUGUAAUCAGAAUGUUCCUGGAAAGUACAUGGACACUGGAUUGUUUAUUCUUCAAAAGUACAGGAUUUCUGUUCAAGUGCUUCAGUAUUUAGCCUUGACAUUUGACACUACUAACAAGAUAACUGCCAAAUGAUUCAAUUGAGAAUGUGAUGAAAGACUAUGGUUUUGAGAGUUUCUGAUGUCAGAUGCCACAUGAAAUGAGAUGAUCAAAGCUGGGUGGUUGGAGUGAAUUUAAUGUUCUUUCCUCCAAGGAGACAGGUUUGCCCUGUCUCCGAGUUACCGAUGGACAAUAGGAAAAGGCAGAAGAUUGUUGUUUAGUUCACAUUGCACAGGACCACAGCUACUAAAAAUAAGAAAAAGAUCUGCUGCAGCUGCGUAUACACACAAUGUUAACUAAAGGAUAGGAGAAGGACAAGGGGCAAAACCUGCUUGCUUCUAUUUGUAAAGACAACUCAAGGUUCUGGUACAUAUUGAUUAGCCCUUACUCAAAAGUAAUUGCGUUCAUCCUUAUUAGGAAAGUGUUGUAAAUUUGAACCAAAAUCAAUAUUCAAAUGCAUU
This is a messenger RNA of Rubroshorea leprosula, 3685 nucleotides long. The record is from the annotation of a GenBank genome assembly. NCBI's taxonomy places the organism in Eukaryota, Viridiplantae, Streptophyta, Magnoliopsida, Malvales, Dipterocarpaceae.